Molecule: messenger RNA, 5789 nt
Organism: Ictalurus furcatus (blue catfish)
Lineage: Eukaryota; Metazoa; Chordata; Actinopteri; Siluriformes; Ictaluridae
Exons: 5
Coding region: 1231-1866 (211 amino acids)
Molecular function (GO): zinc ion binding; DNA binding
Source: RefSeq, a predicted model, not a curated record
CAGUCGUCUGUUUGCACGUACGGCACGACAAAUAAUUAACCGCACUUGAAGUGUUCGUUAAAUAAAAACACCCAAAACUGUAUACGGUCCCAUAACGAAGACCAACUGUACGUCGAUACGUGAAAUUCUGGAGGAACGGCGUGACGUGGGGACGUAAUGACGUGUGCCGUUAAUCACUCUAUGUUCUAGAACGUGUAAAACAGGAACAAGGAAUAUUCUAAAAGCGACUCAUGUAAACACCUUAAUCAGAAUAUCGUCUUAUUCAGAAUACGGUCGAUAAUUAGAUUACUGCUGUCCGUGUAAACCUCGUCAGUGAGUACAGUGUUUAAUUUGUUAAAGAACAACAUGUUGUACUUCUUAUCCGUUUACAGUUACAGAUUAUGUUGUGGAAUGUGUAUGUGUGUGGAGAAAUGCCCAGUCGUGUGUGUGUGUGUGUUAGUAGAGGAUCAGGAGUGUAUUGUGAACAGGAGUGUAUUGUAGCACUCACUCGACGUCUCUAUAAACGAGCUGAAACACUUUUUUGUCUCGUCUGUUUUGUGUACUGUUUAAAUAAUAAUAAUAAUAAUCCGGCACACUGCCGUCAGGCGAGCGGAGGUUUUUGUUCACCGAGCCGCCUCGAACCGUCCGAGUCCUAAAUCCACCCUAGCGACCGUCACGCUGCUGAGAGGAGUGUGUUCGCUGUUUCCUGUGGGCCGUAGUGGUACUGUGUGUGUGUUUAAUCUGUUUCUAAUACUUUCAAAGAAUAUUAUCCGCUUCAAAAUAGAAUUAAAUAUAGUUAAAUAUAAUUGGUGUUUCAGUUAGGUUUUUUUUUUUUUUUUUAUCCAGAAAAGCUUAAGCUUCAAACUUUUAUUACAGUUUUGAUUCUUUGAGCUUGAGCCGUUAUGAUAAUCUCGACAUCGUGAUCAAUUCUGUUAGGGGAUGUGAUAUUUUCGGAGGACUCGAGUGUAUUUUCGAACAUUUUUAUGUUUUUAAAAAAUAAUAAUAAUAAUUUAUACCGACUGGUCGGAAGUAGCUGAGUUGAUCUGAGUUGAUGCUCAGGUUACAGACCAGUAAGGAAACAGUGAAAAACCGAAUUAUUAUUUUUUUUUUCCAUACUGUACUUAAUUAAGAUUAACGUGCUCUAAUGAUCAAACUUCGUUAUCUCUCAGACCUACCCUCUCCCACGCCCCCUUCACCCCCCCGCCCUUUUUUUUUUUUUUUUUUUUACACCUCCCCCUCAGACAGCGAGCGAUGGCUCAGGAGACGAAUCAGACGCAGGUGCCGAUGCUUUGUACCAUGGGAUGCGGCUUCUACGGAAACCCUCGUACCAACGGCAUGUGCUCGGUCUGCUAUAAGGAGCACCUGCAGAGGCAGCAGGCAGGUGGGCGGAGCAGCCCACCUGGUGAUAAAGCUGCUUCCUCACCAUCAGGGUCUCCAGGAACCCCCGCUGUAACCGUGGAGACGGACCCUGACCCCGUCUCGGAAACGGCGGCUCCAUCAGAGGAGACCAGCAGCUCAUCCGGACCGGUCACUCAGCAGAUGACGGCCAUGAGCAUCUCCCAGGACACCGCAGCCACCGACUCAGACCGAGCCGACGACGAGGAAGACGAAGCAUCGUCCAAAAGCACAGGUCCAGCCGCAGAGGCAGCGCAGGCCUCGUCAGACGGAGAUCAGACCCCCGACCAGAACAAGAAGAAGAACCGAUGCUUCACCUGCAGAAAAAAAGUCGGACUCACGGGCUUCAACUGUCGCUGCAGUAACCUGUUCUGCGCGGUCCACCGCUACUCGGACAAGCACGAUUGCCCGUACGACUACAGAGGAGCGGCGGCCGCUCAGCUCCGCAAAGAGAACCCCAUCGUGGUGGCGGAGAAGAUCCAGAAGUUAUGAGGACUGAUUAAAAGAACAAACGAACAAACAGAAAUGUGUUUGACCUGCAGAUUUUAUCAGAACGAUGGCGCCAGCGAUUUGUGAUCCGGCUCCGAUCCUCCGUGGAGCGCUGAACACGCCUAAAACCCCACGUCUUCCCCGACUCUCUUUGAGUGACAUAACUGCGUGCGUGUGUGUGCGUGUGUGUGCGUGUGGUUGAGAGUCAGGGGGAGCACUUGUGGGUCUGGUGGGCUUUGUUUUUUUUUUUUUUUUGUUUUUUUUUGGUAGGGAUAAAAUUAACGUUUCCUUUUCACGGGAUUAGUGAUGUGUGGGUGUGGUCUCUGAGAAAAGGGGGCAGGAGGUUCGUGAGGCGGAGAUUCCGUCCCUUAUUUUAAUCCUUUUUAUCAUGCGUCAUCGAUUUUUAUUAGUUUCCAGAACUUCUCUUUCACUUCGAGUGAGGUGAUUUUUGUUUCUUUUCCUCUUUUCCCCUUUCCUGUUUUAAUGAGCGUAUGAAAGCGUAUCAGAGGAUCUAUAUUAAUAUAUUGUAGUUAGCUCGAAUAGUGUGAUUGCAUCCUAUUUAUUAUUAUUAUUAUUAUUAUUAUUAUUAUUAUUAGUUUUUGUUGUUGCAUUUUUCAUUUGCUCGAGUAGCGAAAAAAAGAGGGAAAACCCCCAGCUUCGUCCUUUCGAUUACAUGACGCGGCCGAGCCACAGACGAGAGACUGUCCGUCAUAUCGAAGCACAACGUCAUCGCGAUGAUCCGAGCGUCCCUGACGCCUUCGCACCAGAGCGGAUUUUAUUUCUUUUCCUGACCACAAAUAUUCCUGACCACCAGCAGACCAGCGAACGCCGGACACAUCGAAACACACCGUGCUCCGAUGACGAUGUCACGCAGGAAGUCGUCACCGCCUCCAGGAAGACAGACGAGACUCGCGUUCCUGUAAGGUGAUUAGCAGCGACCCUGAACCAGGCUAAACGCAAUGGCGUCGUACGGCUCCAGCGUGACGCGACGCACGGCCCGAACUGCGUAUCCGACGCGUCACGGAACGCGAUAUUGUUCCUAUUUUCCGAAACAUCACGAAGUGAUCUCGUAAAACCACAAUUUAAACAAAUAAUUUUUUUUUUCGUCUAAUGUAUAUACCCCACCGCUGCUUAUCCAUAUAGUUAUAAUCCAUCGUAGAGCGUGAUGAGGUUAGCGCGCAGGCGAGGGCGAGAUAAUACUUCAUAAAACUACGUGUAUGUUUUCAAAUGUAUGUAUCCAGUCCUAAUCUGCUACUCGUACCGAAGCGGAGGAAUGAAGGAUGAGUAUCGGGGUGGGGGGGGGGGGUCUUUAUUUAUUCGAAAGGGCUGAAGUAAACGGGCGUGGUCUAGUGGGUGGGGGGAGGAGUUUGGGGCGGGCCCGGGUUGCAGGGUUUCUACAGUAUUCGUCUUCGAACGUCGUCGUAUAGUUUUCUGGUCCGCUCAUGUUUUUUUUUUUUUUUUUGCAUCGCUUGUUUAUUUGUUCAUUUUUUGUUUUUUAAACCUAAUCAAAGGCCCAAAGAGUUAAGGAUCAACCCCAUAUAAAAAUAAAUAAAUAAAUAAAUCUGAUGGACACGACCUGGCUUGCAUAAACAUAGAAGUAACGCUGGUGUACCGAAACGUGUCUCCCUUUCUCCACGUGUCCGUUCCCUCCUCUUCUGGUCUCAGGAUUUCUCCGUCCGAUCCGCCCGAGAGCCGUCCGCAAGCCUCCGAGCUUCCGUCGGCUUCCAGAAGAGUAGGAGGGUCACGGCUGUCGAUCACGCGAUGCGGGGGGAGGGGGGGGGGGUUUGCGUGCACGUUUUUAUCGUUGACCGUUCGAACAAAAUGGCGUCCGAGCACGAUUCCACAGAACCGCGUAGUCUGAUGGAGAAAUUAAAAAUUUGACUCGAGGAUUUUCGAAUUUUAAAGUGACUCACUUUAUUUAGAUGAAUUAUGUACAGUGUAUUGCGUAAGCAUCCACCCCCUUGAACUUUUUUUUUUCUUUUCUCUCCCUCUUUUUCUCCCCCUCCUCUCCAUGUUUUGUACUGUUACAACCUGGACCUGAAAUGGCUUUAACUGGGAUUGUGCCUUGAAUCUACGCAAAAUAGCCCAUUAAUAUUGCACUGCAGGGAAUACCUAUACAGUUCAGGUUAUUUACAAAUAAAACAUAAAGGUGAAGCAUCGGCGUGUCGGUUCUGGUUCAGCCGGUCGCCAUCAGGAGUCACAUGUUCAGUCGAACCCAGUCGUCGUGUACGAUAUCUCAGGAUCUCUAGAGUGUUCGAGAACAUGCCUAAACACACGGCAAGAAAUCCAGGAGAACGUUCUGGAAAAGUAUCAAGCAAGGUUUGAUUAUUAAAAAAAAAUAUAUAUAUAUAUAUAUCACAAGCAGCCUACAGAGUGACAAUAAAGCCAUUAUUAAUGAUUUAAUUUUUUUAAUUGGGAAGAAUAUGACUGCAGCUCUGCCUAGAGAGAAUGUCCACCAAAAGGGGUAAGUAGAGAAGCAACUAAGAGACCAAAGGGAACGUUGAAGAUGAUGCUGCCACCACCGUGCUUCACAGUAGGGCUGCGACUCGGGGUGACGAGCGAUCUCGUCUUAAUGCCGAGGCUGAAAAAUUCACUUUUGGUCUCAUCAGACCAGAGAACCUUUUAACCUUCUUCUUCUUCUUCUUCUCACCACUUUUUUCCCGUCAAGUCCAGCUUUGUGAUUAUCCAAAGAACAGCUUCUCCCAUCUGAGCCGUAGAUCUUUCCCGUUCCCCUCGGGUCGCUCUUGACCUGCUCACUGGCUCUCGCUGGACUUGUUUCGGUAGCUCCUCCAUGGCCAGGUCUUCACGAUGCUCCGUGUUUUUAGAAAUGUUCUCUACCAGACUCCGGGUUCUCCCAGGAACAAGGUGCGUUUACUGUACAUCGAGAUGAUAAUCCGCGCUUUAUUUACACACGGGUCGCCUAGAUUUUUAACUAAAUACGUGACUCCCGAUGUAAACCGGCUGCACCAGCACCAAUUUAGGGGUCUCCGAUACUCAAACGUCGCCUUUUGUGAUAUAAAAUCUAGAUUAUUUUCCCCUCCGCGCGUAUAACCUGCGCAAUUUUGUGUCCAUUCACGACGUCUCAAUCCCGAUCGAAGUCGAUUUCAGUUCCAGGAUGUAACGGAACAAAUCAUUUAAAGGGGAGGGGGGGUGAAUACUUACGCAUGUCACGUUAUUCGGUGUGUUCCCACCACAAGCAGUUUUAAGUGGGCUUUAGUUACACUAAUCCUCAGAGAUUUGAACCAACACGAGCUUCACAGCUGCUGUUAUAAAACCUGUUCGUAAACUUAAUCAGAAUCACAAACGCUCACGUCAGCAGUUUUGAGCAGAGAGUAACGUUUAGAGAUUCAUUAGUCGGCUCAUUUGCGUAAUCCGGCACGUGAUCCGUAUAUCAGUAGGACGCUUAAAGUUGUUUGUUUUUUCCUCCCGAUGACGAUUACGCAAACGAUAUCUUGCAGGAUUCGUAUUUUCACAGGAGAUUGUUUUAAUAAAUAAUAAAUAAAAUAAAAAGGAACGGACGGAAAUGAUCGGACUGAUUCGUUGUUUGUUUGUUUGUUUGUUUGUUUUUAACAUUGAUGCGAUAAGUCCCCGUCGUGCACCUCCGUUCACCUUCUGUAACGACUCCAUGUGUCGUGUUCUGUGGAAAUGUACGUUAGUCUGUCGAUCCGUCCCGUGUGUGUGUGUGUGUGUGUGUGUGUAAACGUUCUGAAAUGAUGUAGAAACUGCGAGAUACCUCAGAAACGCACGUGACGAGAGCAGAUGAAGUGUUUUUGUGUGUCGUCCGUCACGUUUUGUUCCCUCCGAUCCGCUGUGACGCUCCGUUCUCCACACACACCGCCGAUUUACAGUCUCUUUACUUUUUGCAGUUUUUUUUAUGUGUCAGAGUCAGUAUGAACACAAUAAAAUCAAAGUUUAUUUUAAAGUUA